AGGCUAUCCCUGUCCAGAUAGGGGCGUAGCUGGACCACCAGGCAAAGCUGAUGGAAGCACUGUGUACCGCUGAGGCCUCCGGAGCAUCAAGCAACAGUAAAGGAUCCAGAUCCAAGCUAUGUACAUAUCAUCACAAGGUCUAGAACCUUAAAAAGAGACAGAGGCAUGAUUAGAAGAAAUGCCAAACAAUUUAGAGCUUUGGCGGGCACACGUGCUGCCCGCGAGUAAUUUUUUGUUGUUGCCGCAGACGCCCUUAGGUUGGUCUGGUUGCUAUGAGUCUGCCUCUCAAUCCAAAGCCCUUCCUAAACGGGCUGACUGGGAAGCCAGUGAUGGUGAAGCUGAAGUGGGGGAUGGAAUACAAAGGCUACCUCGUCUCCGUCGAUGGCUACAUGAACAUGCAGCUUGCAAAUACAGAAGAAUAUAUUGAUGGUGCAUUAUCUGGACACCUUGGUGAAGUUCUGAUAAGGUGCAAUAGUUUCCUUUAUAUAAGGGGUGUGGAAGAAGAAGAAGAAGGAGAAAUGAGAGAAUAACUAUUUGGGGGGGGGGAGAA
This is a messenger RNA of Zootoca vivipara (common lizard), 550 nucleotides long. The record is from RefSeq and is a predicted model, not a curated record. Lineage: Eukaryota; Metazoa; Chordata; Lepidosauria; Squamata; Lacertidae.